Messenger RNA from Paramormyrops kingsleyae, 4169 nucleotides. NCBI's taxonomy places the organism in Eukaryota, Metazoa, Chordata, Actinopteri, Osteoglossiformes, Mormyridae. The record is from RefSeq and is a predicted model, not a curated record.
AUGACAUUUGUGUGCUGCAUCCUUUAUAUUAUUUUAUAUUAUAUUGAACAAUGUAAAAAAAAAUCUGUACAUUGAUAUAUAAUACUUAUCAAAGCUUGUUCUGUCUAAACCUGACACAGUUUAUCGAUAAUUGCACAUAUGUGCAUGUUACACCUGAAACCACAUGACAGCUUCAAGUUCUUGUAGUACAUUUGCAUCAUGUGGAGAAUAAACAGAUAAGCUUCUAAACAGACAGAUAAAUUCAUUCAAUAGAACUGCUCCCUAAUGCCUUUCUACAUAUUUUCUAUGUAUAAAAUCAAACUAGUUAUAUAUAGCUUGUUUGGGGAAAAACAAUGUCAGUAAGAGUUAUGAAUGAAUGAAGGGUUUCACAGAAGCAAAGGGAAGCCACUUCAAUCACCACCACUGUGUAGCCCCCACCAGGAUGAUGUGACAGCAGCCAUUCUGCACCAGUACGCAAACCAGACAGUAACUAAGGUGGUGAAGGGGCAGGAGAGAAUAUUUGAUAUAGGGAAGGAUUAAGAGACCAGAUUGCAUAGGGUCAUAGUGGGCAAUUUUUUAGCCAUGUGACCUCAGACAGUCAGGACCUCAGUUUUAUAUCUCAUCCAAAGGACACACCAUUUAUACAGCCCAGUGUCCCCAUCACUGCACUGGGAUCCACACAGACCACAGGUUGAGCUAAUUUGUUGGCCACACUAACACCUCUUCAGCAGCAACCUAACUUUCCUAGUUGGUCUCCUAUCCAAGUACUGGGCAGACUCUAACCAGCUUAACUUCAGGCAGAUUAUCUAGUCUAAACUGUGUGUGUGUCUCUAUAGUUAAUCUGAUGUUCGGUUUUACGCACACAUUCAAACUCCAGUGUUUGCUCAGUCUGCUCUUCUCAGUCUGGCCUCAGUCCAAAACCACACCUACUGCAGCCUGAGAAGCAGGAAGUUCCUCCCACUCUCACACACAGACGACUGUGAGAGAAAACGAAACUGAAUCCUAUCAGUACUCAUGGCAAAAUGGCUGAAGCCAGUUCCACACUGGAUGAGAACCAGUUCAGCUGUCCAAUAUGUCUGGAUCUACUGAAGAAUCCAGUGACUAUCAACUGUGGACACAGUUACUGUAUGAGCUGCAUUAAGAGCUGCUGGGAUCAGGAGGAUCAUGCUGGAGUUUACAGCUGCCCCCAGUGCAGACAGACCUUCACACCCAGACCUGUUCUGAGCAGAAGCACCAUGUUGGUUGAAGUGGUGGAGACACUGAAGAAGACUGGACUACAAGCAGCUACUCCUGCUGACCAUUAUGCUGGACCUGCAGAUGUGGAGUGUGACGUCUGUACUGGGAGAAAACACAAAGCUGUCAAGUCCUGCCUGGUGUGUCUGGCCUCUUACUGUGAAACUCACCUCCAGCCUCACUAUGAGUCUCCAGCUUUUAAGAAGCACAAGCUGACUGAUGCCACUGGACGUCUGCUGGACAAGGUCUGUUCCCACCAUGACAAACUCCUGGAGGUCUACUGCCGUACCGACCAGCAGUGUAUCUGUUAUCUCUGUACGAUGGAUGAACACAGAGGCCAUGAUACAGUCUCAGCUGCUGCAGGAAGGACAGAGAUACAGAAACAAAUGGGUGAAACACAGAGGGAAUUUCAGCAGAGAAUUCAGAUGAGAGAGAAGGAGCUGCAGGAGCUGAGAGAGGCUGUGGCCUCAAUCACAAGCUCAGCACAGUCAGCAGUGAAGGACAGCGAGAGGAUCUUCACUGAGAUGAUCCGCUCCAUUGAGAGAAGACGCUCUGAGGUGAUACAGCUGAUCAUAGAUCAGAAGAAGGCUGUAGUGAGUCAGACUGAAGGACACAUGGAGAGACUGAAGCAGGAGAUUGAUGAACUGAAGAGGAGACACUCUGAGCUGGAGCAACUUUCACACACAGAGGAUCACAUCCAUUUCCUCCAGAGGUGCCAGGGUCUUCCUGUCACCCCUGAAGCUGGAUUUGGACCCAGAAUCUCCGUCAAUCCACGCUGCUCUUUUGAGAAUAUGAGGAAGGUGGUUUCUGAGCUGAAGGAUCAACUGGACAAUGUUUGCAAAAAGAAAAUGGCAGAGAUCCAUCAUACAGUUACCAAAGACACCAUCCCACCGGUAUUAGUGCCCAGGACCAGAGCAGAAUUCUUACAAUGUGAGUCUGUUCACACACAUGCUUCUCUCUCCCUGUAUGAGGUGGAGUGUGUUUUAUUGUGUUUCGUUUUCUUCUGCUAGUGGAGCUUCUCUUUCUCUCUCCCGCUGCCUCCUGGUCUUUCACAUUCACAUGAGCUGUUUAUGUCAGUAACCUUUGAAUCCAAUUGCGAAGCAAGGCAAGUUCAUUCAGGGUGCUUUUCCACUGCACCAGGUACGGUACAUUUGGUACUUUCCCUUUUCCAUUGACUUUGGGUCGAGUAUCAGUACCAAUAGUUCCAGUACACAAAGUACUAUUGUUUUUUUGGUACCUCGUAACUUUGGGGUGGGAAUUGCAAACACAUUCAUUGUUGAUUUAAAAGAUCAUUUUAAAAAGCCUAAAAGCCCAAAUAACAAAUAAAUUGUUAACUGAAAAUAAGUGACAUUGUAGAGGCAGCGUACAGUAUGACUAAUCUCCUACUGAUUUAAUUUAUUGAAAAGCUGCAGCAAACAGUAACAUUUUAAGCCCUGAUUAUAAUGAGCUGACAGUGUUAGCAGACCUCAGAACUUCAGGAAGCUUGUUCCACAGACAGGGAGCAUAGAGACUAAAAGCUGCUUCAUCCUGCUUGGUCUUCAUUCUGGGACACUGAGUAAACCUUUCCCAGAUGCCCUCAGGGGUCUGGAUGCUUCACAACGUUCAAGGAAAUUAGUGCCAUUUAGUGCCUUGUAGAUAAGAAAUAAUAUUUUAAAAUCAAUCCUGUGAUGCACAGGAAGCCAGUGCAGUGAUUUAAGGACCUGUGUAAUAUGCUCUACUUCCUUGGUGUUAGUGAGGACUCUGGUGGCACCAUUCUGGAUGAGCUGCAGCUGUCUGACUGAUUUAUUACCAAGACGUGUGAAGACACCAUUACAAUAGUCUAGCCUUCUGAAAAUAAACACAUGAACAAGCUUUUCUGUAUCUGGUUUAGAGAGAAAUCCUUUAAUUCUUGCUCUAUUUUUAAGGUGGUGGGAGGCUGAUUUUUUAAUAGUCUUUAUGUGACUGUUGAUAUUUCGGUCCAGAACUACAUCAAGAUUUCUAGCUUGAUUAGUAUAUUUCAGUGUCAUGGUUUCAUGGUGAGCAAUAGCUUUCAGUCUUUCUGACUGAACCAAAACAGGGAUUUGGGUGCUGGGAACACAGGAGGAUGGGCCAGACCCAGGGAAAAGAACAUGGACGCGUCAAAGGAAAGAAAUUAACAAAACAUAACACCUCUUCCCUACCCUAUUAAGAUAUUAACUAAAACCAAAGAUAGAACAGAAAAACCCAGACUACACUAGGCUUACUCACCCGAACAUAAAUACAGAAGGUGGCACUCGCCCUCUAACCCAGUGUGUUUAUACAGAGAGAGGACCUACGUGUUAAUGUAUGUGCGCACACUUCUUACCUGUUCAGUUUCACAAGGGGGGGGGGGGAUUGCAGAAGACAGGAGUCACUAUUUGAAAGUGAUAAGGAUGUAACAAACUGGUUUAUUUCUUUGAGAUACAGUAUACUGGGAUUUCACAUAUUCGGCUAGUUUCAGCUUCCACUGGGCAGAUUUUAAGGAGACCUUGGGCUGGACCUGGGAACACUGUACUGAUGCGUCAUUUCCACCAACACGGAGCCAGUACUGGGCUGGUUUUCACUUGCUGCCUUUUGAGAACCUGCCUGCGUUUCCACCGGUUUCAAAAAUUAAUGUAGGUGAAAGUAAGAGCAAAGGUUCAUAUGUAUUCCGUUAUGUUAGACUUACAGGCGUUUCUCUACUUACGAACUUUCAGACAUACAAAUACAAAAAGAGGAUUAUAAGUUCACAUUCUGUUCAUUGGGCUUCCGUUUCCUGUCCACAAUAUUUUUUUUUCUGUGCCACCUACUCCUUCGAUACAGUAUGACUUCUGGCCCCUACUCGCGCAGCAGCGUAACAUGCGUACUCCCAGUAUCCUAGUUCUUUGUACUUGCGUAUACCCUUAAAAUUAUGCUGAAUAACGACUUACAGACAUUUCAAGUUACGAACGGCCGUUCGGAAUGUAUCUUGUUCAGAAGUA